Molecule: messenger RNA, 882 nt
Organism: Alligator sinensis (Chinese alligator)
Lineage: Eukaryota; Metazoa; Chordata; Crocodylia; Alligatoridae
Product: natural cytotoxicity triggering receptor 3-like
Exons: 6
Coding region: 1-882 (293 amino acids)
Biological process (GO): positive regulation of natural killer cell mediated cytotoxicity; natural killer cell activation; immune response-activating cell surface receptor signaling pathway
Source: RefSeq, a predicted model, not a curated record
AUGACAAUGGUUAUUGCUGCCAUCACCCAUCAUCAUUAUUACCAUUGCUACCACCAUUAUCAUGCUAGUAAUGAUGAUGGUAGUAAUGAUGAUAGUGGUAGUGGAAUCAUUAGUGAUGAUAGCAGUGAAACUGCUCAGUCCAGCGCCCGUCAAUCUUUGGUCCAGAUCUGGCGGGGCCGUGAGCACCAAAUGGCUCUGGGGACCCUGUUGGGGAUCGGGACCCUCUUGACAGGGUCCUGGUCCCAGGAGCUCUGGGUGUCCCAACCCAACUGGGCCUGGGGCCUGGAAGGUGGCUCUGUCACCCUGCCCUGCUCCUACAACACCUCUGUGCAGGGUCCCCAAGUGGGCAGCUACCGCUGGGAGAAGGAGCCAGGGCUGAAGGUGGCCCCAGGGGUCCUGCCCUUUCAGGGGCGUCUGGGGAUGCCCGAGGCCAGGGUCUUCCUUGAGGAGGGCCGGGCAGACCUGGAGAUCCAUGACCUGCGGCACUAUGAUGCUGGCACCUACCGCUGCCUGGUGACCCUACACGGAGCACCUGAGGCGGCAGGCAAUGGCACCCAGCUGCACGUGGACAGGCCUGGGGCAGGCCCAGCCCAAGGGUCUGACCAACCUACUGUCCUCCUGGUUCUGCUUGUGAGGGCGCUACUCUAUGUCCUUGGCAUCAUCAUGGCUGCCCUGGGCUCCAGCCUCUAUUACCAAAGGCAGGUUUUGCAGAACAGACAGAGACUGAAACUGCAGAGUCAAUGGGAACCCAGAGAACCCAGGCGUCUGGGCUCCCAGCCCCACCACCGGUGCAACUCCACCAGCCCCCACUCACUGCUCAGAAUACAGGAAGAGAACCCAGGCAUCCAGGCCCCCAUCCCCUUCCCCACAGAGCCCCAGUAA